Messenger RNA from Cavia porcellus (domestic guinea pig), 2070 nucleotides. Its product is annotated as protein kinase C iota type-like. Lineage: Eukaryota; Metazoa; Chordata; Mammalia; Rodentia; Caviidae. Gene Ontology annotation, cellular component: cytoplasm; nucleus. Gene Ontology annotation, molecular function: ATP binding; protein serine/threonine kinase activity. The record is from RefSeq and is a predicted model, not a curated record. Gene Ontology annotation, biological process: protein phosphorylation.
AUGCUGCAUAAACCAGACACUCCAAAGGAGCCUUGUGUACCACAUACUGAAGCACUUUCUGUAACAAAACCUCCUAACAUACCUUGCAUACCAGAAGCUCCUAAGGUGCCUUGUGUGCCAGAAUCACCUAAAGUGCCUUGCACACCAGAACAUCCUAAAAUGCUGAGUGUACCAGAACCUCCUAAUGUGCCUUCUGUACCACAACAUACUAAAGCGCUUUCUGUAACAAAACCUACAGUACCUUGCAUACCAGAACCUCCUAAGGUGCCUCAUGUACAACAUACUAAAUUGCUUUCUGAAAUAAAACCUCCUAAAGUACCUUGCAUACCGGAACCUCUUAAGCAGUCUUGUGUAACUGAACCUCCGCAGGUGCCUUGUGUACCAGAACAUACUGAAGCUCUUGCUGCAACACAACAUCUUUGCAUAUCAGAACAUCCUCGGGUGCCUUACAUACAAGAAACUUCUAAGGUGCCUUGUUUAACAGAACAUUCCAAAGUGUCAUAUGUACCAGAGUCUCCUAAGGUGCCUUGCACAUUACAACAUCCUAAAGUGCUGAGUGUACCAGAACCUUUGACACCUCCUUGGGUGUCAAAACCUCUUCAAAUGCCUUGUGUACCAGAACCUCCUCAGGAGUGUUGCAUACUGGAACAUCCUAACGUACCUUCUUCAGAAGAUAAAUCCAUCUACCACAGAGUUUCAGGCCGCUGGAGAAAGGUUCAUUGCGCUAAUGGUCACACUUUUCGAUCUAAACGAUUCAACAAGCGUGCUAAUUGUGCCAUCUGCUCAGACCCGAUGGGGGGAUUUGGACGCAAGGCAUACAAAUGUGUGAACUGUAAAUUUUUGGUACAUAAAAAGUGCCAUGAACUCAUCACAGUUCAAUACAAGCAGCCACCUUUACAUAGUGAAUGCAUAAUGCCAAAAAACCAAGCUUCCAUGGCUUUAGAUCCCAAACAGGUAGUAGUCUCAUCAAAUCCUAAAAGUUAUGUGGGUAUGCAAGAAAUGGAUGAAGAGAGUGAGACAAAUAAUAGCACGGAAAAUGGCAGAUCUUUGUGCUCCUUAGGUCUUCAGGACUUUGAUUUUAUUCGAGUACUAGGGAGAGGAAGCUAUGCUAAAAUACUACUAUUUCGACGUAAAAAAACAGAUCGCGUGUACGCCAUAAAAGUGGUAAAAAAAAAAGAGCGUGACAACCUUGUUCGUCUAGGGGCAGAGAAGAACAUAUUGUAGAAUACAUUGAAUCACCCUUUUCUGGCUGGCCAGCAUUCGUGCUUUCAGAAUCAAACAAGAGUAGUCUUCAUCCUAGACUACAUAAAUGGAGGAUGCCUGACUUACCAUAUGCAACAGCACGGAAUCCUCCCAGAAGAACACGCGAGGUUCUACAUCUGGGAGAUCUAGUUUCUUCAUGAGCAUGGGAUAGUAUACAGGGAUCUGAAGUUAGAUGAUGUAUUACUAGAUUCGGAAGGACACAUUAAACUUACGGAUUAUGACUCAUGUAAGGCAGGACUGAAGACAGGCAGUAAGACCAACACUUUCUGUGGCACUCUCAGUUUUCUUGCUCCAGAAAUCAAGAGAGGAGAAAACUAUGGUUUCAGUGUGGACUGGUGGACUCUUGGAAUUGUAAUGUUUGAAAUGAUGGUGGGGGAGCCUCCGUUUCAUUUUAUGGACAGCCCCGAGAACUCUGACCUAAACAUAAAGAAUUUCUUGCAAUCUAUUUUAGAAAGAGAAGUCCGCAUUCCACAUGACCUGUCUGAGGAAGCUGGAAGCAUACUCAAGGGUUUUCUGAAGAAGGAGCCAGAGGUAAGAUAGGGCUUGCACCCUCAGAGAGGAUUCAUCGAUAUUCAGGAGCAUCCGUUCUUUAAAACUGUGGACUGGAGCACGAUGGAGAAAAGGCAGGUGGCACCUCCCUUUAAACCAAGUAUUGGUACAGAAUUUGGUUUGGAAAAUUUUAAUACUGAUUUUACUGAAGAAACUGUCCAGCUUACGCCUGAUGAGAGUGACUUUCUGAAGAAGAUAGAUGAAAAGGAAUCUUCUGGCUUUGAGUACAUCAAUCCACUUUUUAUGCAUGAGGAUUGA